UUUCCACUCUUCAAAACAACUCAGACGAGCAGAAGACGAAGAAGAACGAAGCGAAGCAGCUUCGGAAUUCCUCGCUGGAUUGAUAAGUUUUUUCUGCAAUGCACCGAGUGGGUAGUGCUGGGAACACAUCCAAUUCUACUCGCCCUCGUAAAGAGAAGAGAUUAACUUAUGUGUUGAGUGAUGCUGAUGACAGAAAGCAUUGCGCAGGCAUAAAUUGUUUGGCUGUAUUGAAGGCAUCAGAGGCUGGGUCUGAUUACCUAUUUACUGGAAGCCGCGAUGGAACACUAAAAAGAUGGGCUGUGGCAGAAGAUGCUGCUACCUGCUCAGCAACCUUCGAGUCUCAUGUGGAUUGGGUUAAUGAUGCUGUUCUUGCAGGGGAUAAUACACUUGUUUCCUGUUCUUCAGAUACCACCCUCAAGACGUGGGAUUGCUUGUCAGAUGGAACUUGUACCAGAACUCUUCGUCAGCAUUCUGACUACGUCACUUGUCUUGCUGCCGCAGAUAAAAAUAGCAAUAUUGUUGCCUCUGGUGGACUUGGAGGGGAGGUAUUCAUUUGGGAUCUCGAAGCAGCCCUUACUCCGGUCUCAAAGUCGGGUGAUUCUAUGGAAGAUGAUAGUUCAAAUGGCACCAAUGGGUCUGGAAAUGCACAACCGACUACAAGUUUACGUACUAUCAGCUCUAGCAACAGCAUUUCUAUGCACACAACUCCAGCACAUGGAUAUGUUCCAAUCUCUGCCAAAGGCCAUAAGGAAUCAGUUUAUGCAUUGGCAAUGAAUGAUAGUGGAUCACUUCUUGUCUCUGGUGGAACGGAGAAGGUCGUGCGUGUUUGGGACCCAAGAAGUGGCUCAAAGACUAUGAAACUAAGAGGGCAUACCGAUAAUAUCCGGGCUCUGCUUCUUGAUUCUACAGGCAGGUUUUGCUUAUCAGGAUCUUCUGAUUCAAUGAUUAGACUAUGGGAUCUUGGUCAGCAAAGAUGCGUACAUUCUUAUGCGGUGCACACAGACUCUGUUUGGGCACUUGCCAGUACGCCAACGUUUAGUCAUGUAUAUAGUGGUGGGAGAGACCUUUCUUUGUACCUGACAGACUUGGCCACAAGAGAGAGUCUUUUGCUUUGCACAGGAGAACACCCCAUUCUGCAGUUGGCUUUAGAUGAUGAUAGCAUAUGGGUUGCAACAACAGAUUCUUCAGUUAAUAGAUGGCCUGCUGAGGGGCGCAAUCCUCAGAAAAUUAUCCAAAGAGGCGGUGCUUUCUUGGCCGGAAAUUUGUCAUUCUCAAGAGCAAGGGUGUCCUUAGAAGGAUCUACCCUAGUCCCUGUUUAUAAAGAGCCAGUCUUUACAAUUCCUGGAACUCCUGGAAUAGUUCAACAUGAAAUAUUAAAUAAUAGACGUCAUGUCUUGACAAAGGAUACUGCUUCCUCAGUGAAGCUGUGGGAGAUUACUAGAGGUGUUAUUAUUGAGGAUUUCGGAAAGGUGUCUUUUGAGGAGAAAAAGGAAGAGCUUUUUGAGACUGUAAGCAUUCCUGCAUGGUUCACUGUGGAUACCAGGCUUGGAAGUUUAUCUGUACAUAUGGAUACCCCACAAUGCUUUUCAGCAGAGAUGUACUCUGCAGACCUUAAUAUUGUAGGAAAGCCUGAAGAUGACAAGGUUAAUCUAGCACGAGAAACUCUUAAAGGGCUCUUGGCUCAUUGGUUGGGGAAAAGAAAGCAAAGAUCAGGAACACAAGCCUCAACGAACGGGGAUGUGUCAUUGGGAAAGGAAAUUACUCCUAGGAGUAUUACCCAAUCAAGACUUGAGGUGGAUAGUAAUACCGAAAAUGAUUCAAUGGUCUAUCCUCCCUUUGAAUUUUCUACAACAUCCCCACCUUCCAUCAUCACUGAGGGCUCUCAGGGAGGACCAUGGCGAAAGAAGAUCACUGACCUAGAUGGAACUGAAGAUGAGAAGGACUUUCCAUGGUGGGUUCUGGAUUGUGUGUUGAACAAUCGCCUACCUCCGAGAGAAAAUACCAAGUGCAGUUUCUAUCUACAUCCUUGUGAAGGUUCAACUGUUCAGAUCCUCACACAAGGAAAACUAAGUGCACCUCGUAUAUUACGAAUUCAUAAGGUGGUUAAUUAUGUAGUUGAAAAGAUGGUCCUGGACAAACCAUUAGAUAGUGCAAAUCCUGAUGCAACAUUUGCUCCUGGUCUUGCUGGAGGGCCACUGUCUGCCAUUGGAGAUGGAUCUUUUCGGUCUGGAAUGAAGCCAUGGAAGCUUAAACCUUCUAUAGAGAUAUUGUGCAACAAUCAGGUCUUAUCGCCAGAAAUGAGCUUAGCCACAGUGCGGGCUUAUGUAUGGAAGAAAUCCGAGGACCUGGUUCUAAAUUAUAGGGUGGUUCAGGGCAGGUGACUCUGCACAGAUUUUGUGAAGGUCAUAGUUUAUUUUGAUACUGGGACAUUGAUUCUUCUGGUACACUAGUGGUAAUCAGAACACUUGUAAAGUUUGGUAGCCAAUUGAUUACCAUAACCAUGCAUCCUACAACUUGCUGAGAAGGCUCUGGUUAGCA
Fragaria vesca subsp. vesca is the source of this 2538-nucleotide messenger RNA. Its product is annotated as WD repeat-containing protein 48 homolog. The coding region runs from base 99 to 2381 and encodes 760 amino acids. Lineage: Eukaryota; Viridiplantae; Streptophyta; Magnoliopsida; Rosales; Rosaceae. The transcript has 19 exons. Gene Ontology annotation, biological process: double-strand break repair via homologous recombination; protein deubiquitination. Gene Ontology annotation, molecular function: ubiquitin binding. The record is from RefSeq and is a predicted model, not a curated record.